Messenger RNA from Symphalangus syndactylus (siamang), 11084 nucleotides. It is a transcript of the gene SLC24A4, whose product is annotated as solute carrier family 24 member 4. Gene Ontology annotation, biological process: intracellular calcium ion homeostasis; calcium ion transmembrane transport; sensory perception of smell. The record is from RefSeq and is a predicted model, not a curated record. Gene Ontology annotation, molecular function: calcium channel activity; calcium, potassium:sodium antiporter activity. NCBI's taxonomy places the organism in Eukaryota, Metazoa, Chordata, Mammalia, Primates, Hylobatidae. Gene Ontology annotation, cellular component: plasma membrane.
AUUGUUUUGUUCUCCGGUUGGCAUAGGGCCUGCACACGGUGGGUAUGUAUUUAUUUAAUUAAAGAGUUGGCCUUGUUCCAAGAAGGACUUUAACCCCUAGCGGCACUAAACAGGUGGCGAUGAAUUGGCCGGGAAGGAAGUCGGUCCUAGGGGUAGUCACAGACCCCCUGGGCUGGGGUCCCCUCCACCUGCCUGCACCUGUAUCACCCCUCAGCUGCUGUCCUGAAAUUUUCCCUCCUGCCCCAUUUUUAAAGCGGUUUAUACCAGAGAGCCGACCAGAAAGGAGAGCUACAAAACCAAACCAGAAAGCCCUGGGAAGCGGUAGGCUUAGGAACAUGGAAAGCUCAACCGUCGGUGGUGGGGCCCGCAGAUCUCUCUGGUUCCCCUCCCUGCCCCAUCUCCAGCUUUUUUGCAGGUCGGUGUCGCGGACUCGCAGAUCCCCAACAGCCCCGAGAGCCGUGAAGGAGCUGGUCCCAGCGGGUCCAGGCUCCUGUUGGCUUGGUGCAAGCCUGUUUGUUAGCUCUGCACGACCAGUUAAUUUUCUCCUGCAUCUUCCGCCCUUGGCGGGUGGCGGGGUGCGGACGGGGUGUGUGGCGGGGCCUCGGGUCGCCUCGGGGGUCGGAGAGCCCGGACAGGAGCGACCAGUCUGCAGAAACCCUUGUUCUAAGAGUCCCCAGCGGUGCCAUAACCUGUUUCUCUCUGCAGCAGCCUCAGAGGGUAAAGGAAGGGCUCGUUGCAGCUCCAUAUGGAAGAAAGGAGAGAAAAAGGGAGAAGAAAGGGGAUUAUACUGGUCAGUAAUUGGACCUCACGGGGGAAGAGAAGAGUGCACGGGGGAGUGCGCCCUACGGGAGGAGUACACGUGCUGGGAAGGGCGGGGGGUGAGAGGCGGGCAGGAGGGGAGGAGUAGGGAGGCGAGAGCAGCGGGCGGGAGGCGCCACGGCCUCGCAGACGCAGGCGCCCGCAGCCGAGAAGCCAGAGAGAAAGUUCCGGCGAGAGCUCGCCCCUGGGAGGGCCGACGUCGAGCCUGCUCGCCGCGAGGGUCUCAGGUCCCGCGCGUCCAGUCAGCCUUCCCGCUGCGCGCACUCGGCCGCCCGGGCUCGGCUCGCCGGGAGCAGGGGAGCAUCGCCGGCUGGCAGCCGGGGCGGCCACCGCCAAACUUGGAGGAGGAGGAUGCUGCGAGUGGGCGCGGCGGCGCGGGGCGCGGGGGCGCACUGAGUGCUCUCACGGCGCUGCUGCCAGACCUGUGGCCGGGCGAGCCGGCCGAAGCGGAGCGGGCAGGUAGCGGCUCUAGCGCCCGGACUGCGCCAGCCCUGCGAGCCCGGGCCGCCAGCGCCACCGUGCCGGCGUCGCCUCCUCACCACGGAGCCAUGGUGCGCGGAGCGCGCACGCCGCGCGCGGGACUCUGAGCUCCGGCCGCGUCGCGCGUCCCCACCUUCCCAAGGGGCUCCCCCGCUGACCUCGCCCUCGGGCCAUGAGGCUUUGACCCGGAGCUCCUCGCCUCUGAGCCGCGCACCGCCUACUUCAGCCCCAGCGCCGCUCGGUCACUGAUUGCACUCUGGCCGCGGAAGCUCCCCAUCCUCUCCCAGGGACGGCACCCAGGCGCUCCGGGAUGGCGCUCCGCAGGACCCUCCGGCCGCUCAAAGUUCGCAGGAGGCGAGAGAUGCUGCCGCAGCAAGUCGGCUUCGUGUGCGCGGUGCUGGCCCUGGUGUGCUGUGCGUCCGGCCUCUUCGGCAGCUUGGGGCACAAAACAGCUUCUGCUAGCAAACGUGUCCUGCCAGACACGUGGAGAAAUAGAAAGUUGAUGGCCCCAGUGAAUGGGACACAGACAGCCAAGAACUGCACAGAUCCUGCAAUUCACGAGUUCCCCACAGACCUGUUCUCCAAUAAGGAGCGACAGCAUGGAGCCGUCCUGCUGCACAUCCUUGGUGCUCUGUAUAUGUUCUAUGCCUUGGCCAUAGUGUGCGAUGACUUCUUUGUUCCGUCUCUAGAGAAGAUCUGUGAGAGACUCCAUCUGAGCGAAGAUGUGGCUGGAGCCACCUUCAUGGCUGCAGGAAGCUCAACGCCAGAGCUGUUUGCAUCUGUUAUUGGGGUGUUCAUCACCCACGGGGACGUCGGGGUGGGCACCAUCGUGGGCUCCGCUGUGUUCAACAUCCUGUGCAUAAUUGGAGUGUGCGGACUGUUUGCUGGCCAGGUGGUCCGUCUAACGUGGUGGGCUGUGUGCCGAGACUCCGUGUACUACACCAUCUCUGUCAUCGUGCUCAUCGUGUUCAUAUAUGAUGAACAAAUUGUGUGGUGGGAAGGCCUGGUGCUCAUCAUCUUGUAUGUGUUUUAUAUUCUGAUCAUGAAGUACAACAUGAAGAUGCAAGCCUUUUUCACAGUCAAACAAAAGAGCAUUGCAAACGGCAACCCAGUCAACAGUGAGCUGGAGGCUGGUAAUGAUUUCUAUGACAGUAGCUAUGAUGACCCUUCCGUGCCAUUGCUGGGGCAAGUGAAGGAGAAGCCUCAGUAUGGCAAGAACCCCGUGGUGAUGGUGGAUGAGAUCAUGAGCUCCAGCCCUCCCAAGUUCACCUUCCCUGAAGCAGGCUUACGAAUCAUGAUCACCAAUAAGUUUGGACCCAGGACCCGACUACGGAUGGCCAGCAGGAUCAUCAUUAAUGAGCGGCAGAGACUGAUCAACUCGGCCAACGGUGUGGGCAGCAAGCCGCUUCAAAACGGGAGACACGAGAACAUUGAGAAUGGGAAUGUUCCUGUGGAAAACGCCGAAGACCCUCAGCAGAAUCAGGAGCAGCAGCCGCCGCCACAGCCACCACCGCCGGAGCCAGAGCCGGUGGAGGCUGCCUUCCUGUCCCCCUUCUCCAUGCCGGAGGCCAGAGGGGACAAGGUCAAGUGGGUGUUCACCUGGCCCCUCAUCUUCCUCCUGUGCGUCACCAUUCCCAACUGCAGCAAGCCCCGCUGGGAGAAGUUCUUCAUGGUCACCUUCAUCACCGCCACGCUGUGGAUCGCUGUGUUCUCCUACAUCAUGGUGUGGUUGGUGACUAUUAUCGGAUACACACUUGGGAUCCCGGAUGUCAUCAUGGGCAUUACUUUCCUGGCAGCAGGGACAAGUGUUCCAGACUGCAUGGCCAGCUUAAUUGUGGCAAGACAAGGCCUUGGGGACAUGGCAGUCUCCAACACCAUAGGAAGCAACGUGUUUGACAUCCUGGUAGGACUUGGCGUACCGUGGGGCCUGCAGACCAUGGUUGUUAAUUAUGGAUCAACAGUGAAGAUCAACAGCCGAGGGCUGGUCUAUUCCGUGGUCCUGUUGCUGGGCUCUGUCGCUCUCACCGUCCUCGGCAUCCACCUAAACAAGUGGCGACUGGACCGGAAGCUGGGUGUCUACGUGCUGGUUCUCUACGCCAUCUUCUUGUGCUUCUCCAUAAUGAUAGAGUUUAACGUCUUUACCUUCGUCAACUUGCCGAUGUGCCGGGAAGACGAUUAGCGCUGGGUCGCGGCCCCUGGGAGCUGAUCUGGACACCCUGUGACACUGGCGUCCUCCUCUCCCCUCCUUCCCCCACCACAGGUCUCUCCUGCAUAGGCAGCCACUGUCCGUUCUUUCACACACUGGAAGGAAGAGCCAUCGUGGUCUUUGUCUAGUCACAGGCCAGGCUGCUGGGCGUCCUCCUCCUCCUUGGAGUUCCGCCCCUGCAAGGCUGGAUUCGGGGGCCAUUAUCUGAGCAGCUUCGAAGACCCCUGAGCUGCCAACCAUGGAGAUGUGCCGAGCAUCUCAUCUCUCCUGCACACUUUAGUCAGAAGGACUUCUGCAUGCAGUUUGUCUUUCUGUUCUGCAGGCAGCCUCAGAAAUGAGGUCAUUUGUGAGCACGAGAUCUCAUAGGGCAGGUGCAAAAUAGGAAUGUUGUUCUCAAGUGUCACCUCCAGCCCAGAGGUGGUUCCUUAGGCAGCAUGUGCUCCUGGGAGCCUCUGACUUUUGCUGGAAGCACCCACAGUUUGGAAGGGGCAAGACCUCAACCUGUUGGGGUUUAGGGCCCAUGAUGGCAGACAUUCUACCCCUUUUCCUGGAAAAACUGGAAGAAUGAAAAUAAUUUUUUUCUGUGGAAGAGAGAAAAUGAGUGAAUAUUCUUCUCACUUUUAUUGAUGCAUUCAGAGAAUAAGCAAUGAAAUAUUAAAAAAUGAAACAUCAUAUAGGUCAUCAUACUUGAAAACUAUCAUUCCAUAUGAAAGGAUCGUGAUACACACCAAAAAAGUAAUGAUCGUAAAGACACAAAUCCUCUGUACGCCAUCUUGCAUUGGCACUGAGGUGUUUGGUUUGGAAUAGGGAAAAAGGUAAGAGACUAACGUGGAAAGGUGCUAACUCAGAGACUGGAGAUUAUAGUUUACAGCUGUACUUUCCAGAUCUUCUAUGUGACACAAUACACCGUCCUUGUGGGUUUGUCAUUUAUUCGUUAAUGCUCUAGUUUCAAAACCACCCUGUUGAAAGUUCCAGUUAUUUAUAUGCCCAACAAAUUUCAUAGCCUGCUGAACUGGACUGAGUGUGUCAGAAGUGCUGGUUAAUGACAAGAAGAGAGAUUGCCUGAAAAACAACAAACUGCUUUCUGGUUAGCCGAAGGCAAGUGUGAAAAUCAUAAUUUAGAAUAUUUAGAGCUAAGCUUCUGGAACCACGUAGUUUACUACACGUGACAGGCCAAGAAUGGGAGGCUGACUCAAAACUAGAUAGAAAAAUAUAAAAUAAUUUUCGACCACUUCAUAGCUCUCAAAUGUAUAUUUAAAAGAUUUAUGAAUACAAACCAUUUAUGGUUUAUGGUUUCUAAACAAGAAAGCACAAUUAAUUUUAUAGAGAGGUUUUUUAUUUUUUUAAUAUUUCUAUUGCAAAAGUCUAUCCGAUUUGAUGCACUUUGAAUAUUGAGAUAUUUUGCACGGAUGAAUGUGUGGGAAUUACCCAUGAUGAGGUAAGAGGAAAGAACAUUUUUUUGUGAUUCACCAGACAUCACUUUAAACUUGGUGAUGAGUUUAAAUCCAGUAGCUAAUCCUUUCCUGAGACUCAAAGAUCGUGACCCUGGUUGGAAUUUCUGACUGUGCUCUUUAGGGCCUCCUGCGUUUCAAAAGGAGGAAGUGUUCGUGCUUGUGUCCCUUAAGUUCCCUGUUGCAUGAGCCUGCGACAGGACCUCACCCCCACCACCAGGCUUCUAUUUGGGAUUCACAUCAGUAUUAGUAUCACGGCUACACCAAGUUCAGGCUUCUCUUUUUGAUUUUUUACCUAGAAAUUGGGCUCAGUGGUCUUCAACUUGAGGACGAGGGUGAUUUUCCUAAGAAAUCAGCAAAGAGGGAAGGCAGGGACCCUGUUGAUUCACCAGUAUAAACUUUAGCUGCAGGGAUUCCAGAGCCCUCGGGACCACUCUGUCCCCUAAAUAGCUAAGUUCUCCUGGUUCCUCUGAUCUUACAGGCUCAUCCAGGUUCCAAAGUGCUUCUGUCUCUGUUUUGAUUCUCCAAACUGCCCUAUGAUGUACCUAGGGAUUAUCCUCCCCACUUAACAGAAAGUAGUGUCUUGGAGAGGUCAAGGGUCUCUAGUUCAAUGGCCAGUCAUAGCAGAAGGGAGGCCAAGCCCCAGUCCAUCACCUCUCCCAGGCCAGCCUCUGUAAGUUGGCCACACUUGGGGAGUGAGUGUGGGUAUGACUUUACCCUCCUGCUUGGUUUUUACUGUUUGAGGCAAAACCUCAUCAAUACAUCAUUGACUCCUAGGUUCCUCAGGUCAUUUCCUAAUAUCCAUCCCUAUCCAAUGCCUCUAUUUUUUCUUGAAAAAAAGACCAAAAAUUACUUUUAGCUAUGACAAGGCACAGGCCACGUGGCCCCGAUGGCGUCCCUGCUGGUUUUCAAUUCUCUGAAGCCUUGUGUAGCUUUCAGAGCACACGUAUCCUAAUUACCCUCCUCUUCCUCAGCAGAACCCAUUUGAGAUUCUAAAUGGAUACUCUUAGUCUCUAAAGUUGCAGUUAGAAACUAAAAUAAUGUUUUUUAAUAUGUAAUAUGCUCCUGUUGGCUAAUUUUCUUUUGACUUUAAUGUGCCAAUGUAACUUCCUUUAAAGGAUCUAUGCAUUUAUUAAAUCUAGAAAACUAUAUGUACACUGUAGGUGGAAAAUUCUCUUUUUUAACUAAAUAUUUUUCCAUCACGAGUUUAAAGAAUUGCAUGAUUAAUUAGGCUUUCAUUUUUAAAUUACGCUUUCAUCACUACGCAGGAUUAUUUUAUUCCCAAAGCUCAUUAGCAUGGGAUAAUUACUCUGCUACAGAAAUAGGCAAUUUAAAAAAAAUGAAUUUAGCUCUUCUCAUUGGGGGCAGAAAAGAAAAAAAAAAAAAAACAUUGCACUCAGAUGGAAAAUCCCUAUAGACACAGGAGCAGGUGGUUCCUGUGGACUUCUGGUUUGGAAUUUUGCCUCACCAGGUCAAGCGUGGUUAGAGUGGAAGGUGUCCAGUAUCUUGAGAACCUGGCCCUGGAGGAAGGUUCUGGGUCAGAUGCAAUGAGAGACUGGUGAUUAAGGGCACUGUGGGCAGGACACAGUCCUCGCCUUACCCACCCCAUCCUUCCUAUUACCCACAGUCUGCUGGCCUUCAUGCCUCUUCCCCUUGUCACCUGUGUCUCCUCCUUAUGCACAGAGCUGGCUGCCUUUAUGAAUUUUCUUUUCUUUUCUUUUCUUUUUUUUUUUGAGAUAGCAUCUCGCUCUGUCACCCAGGCUGGAGUGCAGUGGCGCCAUCUUGGCUCACUGCAACCUCCACCUCCCAGGUUCAAGCAGUUCUCAUGCCUCAGCCUCCCGAGGCUGUAGCUAGGAUUACAGGCGUGCGCUGCCACACCCAGCUGAUUUUUGUAUUUUUAGUAGAGACAGGUUUUCACCAUGUUGGCCAGGCUGGUCUCAAAUUCCUGACCUCAGGUGAUCCACCUGCCUCAGUUUCCCAAAGUGCUGGGAUUACAGGUGUGAGCCACCACGCCCAGCCUGCCCUUGUGAAUUUUCACCUGCUCCUUACCCCUCACCUGUUAGGACUGUUUCUUGCUUUUGCCCUUGUCGGUCCCCUGCCUUAACAGACCCAAGCAGCUGAUAAUGCACCAAGCUUCCCUGACCAGGUGGGGUGUGUGUAUCACCCAAGGGCAGUCCUGCAGACCCUGACCAAAGCCCGUUCCUGGGUGGCCCAGGGUCCAGGUUUCUUCCACCUGCUCUUCCCUGUUAAUGGGGAUUUGCAAGCCUAAUCGCAUCAGCAGGAGCCCAUCUCAGAGAAUCCUGACUCCCCAGGCAGACCGGGAUUUCGGGAAGGGUGUGCGUGGUGUGGUUGCUGGAUACCCGUCUUUCUGCCUGUCCUUUCUCCUCUCUGAAUCCUGGGGCCCCUCUCCCUCCUUAAAGCUGGGGUGGACAGAGGGACAGGAGAGGGACAGGAGAGGAUCAGAGUUUAUCCCCCCUGGGAAAAAGCAAGAGCGAAUGAAUCCCAGUGCCAGCGGCUGAGGCUGCCUUCCGUGCCUUCCCUCCAUGGGAGACGGGCGAGUGGGGCUUGGGAAACUGGAACUGGGAAGGUUCUGGUGCCACACUUUGGAACUUUCCCCCUGGGAUUCAGCAGUUGAGAAGCAGACCUUUCUGCCUUGGGCGAAUGGGUCCUUGGGGGAGGGGUUGGUCUUUUGUCUUGCAUCCCCAUCUUUCUUUUCCUUCCGGGCCGUGCUCCUCCCUGGCUGGAAAAAGGUGGCUGUGCUGUCGCUGUGAUCCACUCUCAGCAGAUGCGUGUGGCUCGAAUAAACAAAGAACUUACCUGUUAGAGUGAAAAUCCUCAGAAGAUUGUACCCAAAUGCCAUGCUUUAAAUAUUCAUGGUCUCUCUAAUGCCCUCCAGACAUGAUUUCCAUGGGAACCAUCCUCCCCUGGGGGCAGUUAGCAGGAGUACGUGGGGCACAUGAGGUGGUCCUCCUCUCAGCAGCUUUAUUGCCACACCCUGCCCAUAGAAACUUCUAGAAAUUUCUGAAAAUGCUCUGUGGGCAGGCAGCUCUUGGGUGGCAGUAAGUCCGUCAACCCCCACCUACCCCUGGGCCUGAAGUGCUGCCCUUGCUCUCUCUUUAUGUGUGUGCACCCAAAGGAUUUCCUGGUCUCUGUAGCUCAUCCUGUGAGCCCCUCAAGCAUGAAGCCUCCCUCGGGGCUUCUCAAAGCAUGGAGAAGGGCCCUUCCUGUCCUUUGGGAAAAUCUUCCCCACUGUGUCAGUUAUAUGGGAACAAGAGUGAGGGAGUCAUUCUCUAGGCCUGUGCCACAGGACAGAGAACGUGGGAUUCUGCUGUUCGCUUUGAGCCACAGCCUUUACUAGCCCGGCUUGUGUGGGGGGCCCCUUCGCCUUGCUGCAAAGAGCUGUUCCCCAAAGGGCAUAUCCACAGGGUACAGGUUUUAAAAAGGCUUUUUUUUUUUUUUUUUUUUUUUGAGACAGGGUCUCGCUCUAUCGCCUAGGCUUGAGUGCAGUGGCGCCAUCUUGGCUCGUUGCAACCUCCACCUCCCGGGUUCAAGUGAUUCUCCCACCUCAGCCUCUCUGGUAGCUGGGACUACAGGCAUGCGCCACCAUGCCCAGCUAAUUUUUGGAUUUUUAGUAGAGAAGGAGUUUCACCAUGCUGGCCAGGCUGGUUUCGAACUCCUGACCUCAAGUGAUCCGCCCACCUGGGCCUCGCAGAGUGCUGAGAUUAAAGGUGUGAGCCACCGUGCCUGGCCAGAAAAAGGCAUUUUGAUUUAGGUUGCUGUAUUUGCUUCUUGAUAAAGAAAACUAAAUUGGGACACUAGUUUUGUGCUCAGCUUUAGGCCGGGUAGCUAAUGGCAGGAUGUCCAGCCUGUCACUGUGCUCCCAACGCAAGGAAAUGGGUGCCCACCCGGAAUCAGGAGAAGAGGCUUUUCUCUCCCAUUCUGCAACCAGGGUGGAGCUAUCUUUCCAGAGAAGCCAGCUGAGAGGUUUUAGGGCUUUGGUUAUUUUAUGGGAGUUUUAAAACUCCUAACUUUUCAAUGACAAAUGGCUCCCAGGUGCCAUCGUUUCUGUUAAAUCUUCAAACAUGCACAAGCACACACUGCCGGGGGCACGGGUUGUCUUUCACCUGCAUGUUUCUAAGGCUCUUUAUUCAAUCUCACGGUGUCAGUGUCCAGUUGUCAAAGUUAUGAAUCUUCCUCUUGCUUCUUAACAGGGCUGACAGUAUACUCUCGUCUAGUCUAGGAUCAUGUCUGCUGCUGGGAUUCCCUGGUACCAGGAUUUGAGGGCCACGGGCGGCAUCUCUGAGAGCUGAAAAUCCACACUGUGCCUGUGGGAAAGUCAAGCCCUUGGCUGUGUGGCUUUUCUAUCCCUUGGAUUUACAGGUCUGAGAAUUGGCUGCUCCUUAGUUAUAACCCCAGUGACAAAUGCCGGCUUAAGCUACACCUAUUCCCACUGUUGCUAGAAUUCAAACAGUUGCUUUUUUUUUUUUUCUUUUUGAGAAAGGGCCUCACUCUGUUGCCCAGGCUGGAGUGCAGUGGCACGAUCUCAGCUCACUGCAAGCUCCGCCUCCCGGGUUCAUGCCAUUCUCCUGCCUCAGCCUCCCGCGUAGCUGGGACUACAGGCACCCGCCACCACGCCCGGCUAAUUUUUUGUAUUUUUGGUAGAGACGGGGUUUCACCGUGUUAGCCAGGAUGGUCUCCAUCUCCUGACCUUGUGAUCCACCCACCUCGGCCUCCGAAGUGCUGGAUUACAAGCGUGAGCCACCGUGCCUGGCCAAGCAGUUGCUUCUUAUGCAACAUGUUGGUUGGGACUUGUCCGUGGACCAGGCCAAUAAAAUUCUUAAUCCUGCAGAGAGUCAGUACCCUCAUCACCCCAUCACUGGAAAACAAAUGUUUUAAGCUAUCAAGAGAGGGAAUGUGCAGCUUUUAGUUUCUAGAUGCGUGGUUUGGUGUGAUCUGGCUUUGUGCCUAAAGGGAAUGUCCCAAACAACAGAGCCUUCUUUGCUGUCACUCCAGAAUUCUCUACACAGAAUUUCCCAAGUCCAUUCAGGACAGACGCGCAGUCCUCUUUCAAUGGAAGAAGAGAGGACUUUCCCCCUCCUGAAAAAUGACUGGAGUGGGAACAAGGCAGCUCUGUUUUUCCAAAUAAGUUGUUCUUGUGAGUUUUUUUCUGGCCUCUGGGCAUCUCCGCCCUCACCUUCAUCCCUGCCCUCUAAGCUGCAGACCCCAUGACCACACUGUCUGCUUCCUUGAGCUUCCUGCACGAAGCUUGGACCUGGGGGCCCUGGAGACCCUGCGGACAGAACUGUGACUGAGCCACUGUGGCCACUCUUGGGGAGCUCCACAGUGGGGGUUGCUGCUCUGUGAGGCUGGGUCUCCCUUUCAGAGCACACACUGCCUGGCAGGGCGCCUCUGCCUGUGUCUCCUGCCCAGCAGCCGCCAGCAGGGAAUAGUUGCUGGUGUCUGAGCACAAAGAGAGCUUUGAUUACCUAGAGGGGAAAAAGGCUGUCAGCCAGAUGCAGCCAGGCCCAGGGGUAGAUGCAGGAGUUGCUAAGGAAGGGUCCAAGCCAGGAGAGGCCAGGCGGAUCCACAAAGCCCAAGGGGAUGCAGGCUGGGUGUGGUUUCUGAGGGAACCUACCAAAUAGUAGGUAGAUGGAAUCAGAGGACUCUUGUGUCCUGAAAGAACCUCCUUAAAAACAACUAAAACCAAGAACUUCUGGGACUGUUCACACAUUGUUCGAGUCACCCCAAGAUCGUUCUGGCACGCUGAGCUGAACACCACCAUCUUUGUUCAUUCUCUCUCUAACGGGCAAAGCAGGAUCAUCGAGGUGAAAAGUUGUAAAUAAUGAGUAUAUUUAUCCCGCUAUUUAUUUUUUCAAUAACUGUGACCUCCUGCACUGUGAAUGCUCUGUGACAUGAGAUUCUUAGUUUAAUAAAACUGUCAUUAAAUUUGAAUGAAUUGAUAUUAUUGGUUACUAAACACUGGCAUGAGUUUAUUUUUAUUGUGAAGAAAAAAAUCUACAGCAAAUCUAAACCUUUCUAAGAAAUCUAGCAGUCAGUAUUGUAAUGCAAUAUAUCAAAAUCUGUACACUGUCAAUAAAAUAAAUGAGCACAACUUGUCUUUCCCUAAA